Molecule: messenger RNA, 974 nt
Organism: Staurois parvus
Lineage: Eukaryota; Metazoa; Chordata; Amphibia; Anura; Ranidae
Source: the annotation of a GenBank genome assembly
AUGGGGAACCUACUUAAAGUUUUGACAUGCACAGAUCUUGAGCAAGGGCCAAAUUUUUUCCUUGAUUUUGAAAAUGCUCAGCCUACAGAGUCCGAAAAGGAUGUUUAUAAUCAGGUGAAUGUAGUAUUAAAAGAUGCUGAAGGAAUCCUGGAUGAUUUACAGUCGUAUCGAGGAGCGGGCCUGGAGAUCCGAGAGGCAAUACAACAUGCUACUGAUGAGAAGUUACAGGAGAAGGCAUGGGGAGCAGUCGUCCCUCUGGUCGGCAAACUAAAGAAAUUCUAUGAAUUCUCUCAGAGACUAGAGGCAGCAUUGCGUGGACUGUUAGGAGCGUUGACCAGCACCCCCUAUUCCCCAACACAGCACCUGGAGCGAGAGCAGGCUCUUGCCAAACAGUUUGCCGAAAUUCUUCACUUCACCCUUCGCUUUGAUGAGCUUAAGAUGACAAAUCCGGCCAUCCAGAACGACUUCAGCUAUUACAGAAGAACUCUAAGUCGUAUGAGGAUUAACAAUGUUCCAGCAGAGGGAGAAAAUGAAGUGAAUAACGAACUGGCCAAUAGAAUGUCAUUAUUCUACGCAGAGGCGACGCCCAUGCUGAAAACAUUAAGUGAUGCCACAACAAAGUUUGUAUCAGAGAACAAGAAUUUACCUAUAGAGAAUACCACUGAUUGUUUAAGUACCAUGGCCAGCGUAUGCCGAGUAAUGCUGGAAACUCCGGAGUACAGGAGUCGGUUUACAAACGAAGAGACAGUAUCCUUCUGCCUGAGAGUGAUGGUGGGAGUGAUCAUCCUCUACGACCACGUUCAUCCCGUGGGAGCCUUGCCAAAACAUCAAAGAUCGAUAUGAAAGGCUGCAUCAAGGUUCUCAAGGAACAGCCCCCCAACAGUGUAGAAGGUCUCCUUAAUGCUCUCAGGUACACAACGAAACAUUUGAACGACGAAACUACCUCGAAGCAAAUCAAGGCGAUGCUGCAAUAA